This is a messenger RNA of Striga asiatica, 732 nucleotides long. Lineage: Eukaryota; Viridiplantae; Streptophyta; Magnoliopsida; Lamiales; Orobanchaceae. The record is from the annotation of a GenBank genome assembly.
AUGCUGGCUGUCACCGAAACAAAUACUUGCUCUGGAAUCUUAGGGUUUUGUUCAUUCACAGCUUGUAGAAGCAAUCUUUUUUUUUAUGUUACCUGCAUCGUGCAUGGAUGCUUUUGGAUGGGACCGGACUUGACUUUGUCGUGCUUUCGGUUUUGGGCUUUUACCUUACUCUGUAGAUUUGGUGUGUUGUGCAUGAACAUACCAAGACAUCCUUGGACUUGGAGGAGCUGUGCUCUCAAGCACAGGCUCAGUCCUAGUCGCCUUAGCCCGAGCCAUUUUGCUGUCGCCAAUCCAAUUACUCUCAAGGCACUCCCCUUGAUCAUCCGACUCUUUCACCACCGCCCGAUUUCUAUUCUUCACAAAUCCACCGUCCCCGCCAGCCCCACCGCCACAAGCCCUAUAAUCCCGGCCACUAACCCCAUAACCCAAAACGGGCCAUCCCGUUUUUCUUGCCUCUCGAUAGGCACAACUACCGAGAAAUGUCCCUCAUCUUUUCCAAAACACACAUCCUCACGCGAACCCAUCCUAGUCAGUGACAUUUUCCCUGACACACCGAAAAAAGCACAAAAUCUCGUCUGGUUCUCGACAGCUGUCAAGUUAUCGAACUCGACCCUAACGGGCUUUCCCCAUGUGUUGUUGAGCCCGACCGUUGAGAAAUUACCCCCACCGCUAAAAUUCGAUGCAUCAUACACCAAAAAACCCAUGACUGGACUUAUAAAAGAAUACCCGUAA